AUCCAAACUUUCACAUAUCUAGACCACAAACAUCAAAGUCGAGCAAGCAGUAGUAACCACCGAUCCAACAUGAAGACCUUUCUCAUCUUUGUCCUCGUUGCCAUGGCGAUGAACAUCGCCACUACUGCUAGGCAGCUAAACCCUAGCAACAAAGAGUUGCAAUCACCACAACAAUCAUUUUCCCAUCAACAACAACCAUUUCUGAAACAACAAUCAUAUCCACAACAACCAUUUCCCACACCCCAACAACAAUUCCCGCCGCAACCACAACAACCAUUUCCCCAACCCCAACAACCAAUUCCCCUGCAACCACAACAACCAUUCCCUCAGCAACCCCAACAACCACAACAACCUUUUCCUCAACCCCAACAACCAUUUCCACAGCCCCACCAACCAUUUCCCUCGCAACCACAACAACCAUUUCCCCAAACCGAAGAAGCAUUCCCUCUACAGCCACAACAACCAUUCCUCCAGCAACCAGAACAAAUAAUUCUCCAGCAACCCCAACAACCAUUCCCUCUUCAACCAGAACAAAUAAUUCCCCAACAACCCCGACAACCAUUCCCCCUGCAACCGCAACAACCACUCCCCCAGCAACCCCAACAACAAUUCCCCCAACAACCCCAACAACCAUUACCCCAGCAACUAGAACAAAUAAUUCCACUGCAACCACAACAACCGUUCCCGCAGCAACCACAACAACCAUUUUUCCAGCCUCGACAACCAUCCCCCGAGCAACUAGAACAAAUAAUUACCCUGCAACCGCAACAACCAUUCUUCCAGCCCCAACAACUAACCCCCCUACAACCACAACAACCAUUCCCCCAACAACCCCAACAACCUUUUCCCCAGCCACAACAACCAUUCCCCUGGCAACUAGAACAAUCAUUCCCAUGGGAACCACAACAACCAUUUUCUCAACCCCAACAACCAGUUCCCCAGGAACCGCAACAACCAUUCCCUCUACAGCCGCAACAACCAUUCCCCCAACAACCACAACAAUCAUUUCUCCAGCCUCAACAACCAAUUCCCCAGCAACCCCAACAACCAUUCCCUCUACAGUCACAACAACCAUUCCCCCAGCAACCACAACAACCAUUUCCCCAGCCUCAACAACCAUCCCCCCAACAACCACAACAACCAUUCCCCCUACAACCGCAACAACCAUUCCCCCAUCAAACCCAACAAUCAUUUCUCCAGCCCCAACCCCAACAACCAUCCACCCUGCAACCGCAACAACCAUUACCCCAACAACCACAACAACCAUUUCUCCAGCCCCAACGACCAUUAACCCAUCAACCAGAACAAAUAAUUUUCCAGGAAACCCAACAAACUUUCCCCCAACAACCACACCAACCUCAGCAACCCUAUCCACAACAACAACCAUCCGGGAGUAGUGUUACAAGCAUCGGUGGCCAAUGAAAUGAAGACCUGUAAAACAAAAGACGGGCGGAUCAUCGUUGUUUAGUCAAUGAGCGUUCAAUGUACCGAUGAUAAAUAAAGUGAUGUGCACCAUCAUGUGUAACCCCGACCUAUACUAGUUCAAACAUGGGAAUAAAAGAUAAAUACAGUUCUUGUCACAAGGACAUUGCUGAUAA
This is a messenger RNA of Hordeum vulgare subsp. vulgare (domesticated barley), 1598 nucleotides long. Its product is annotated as gamma-gliadin B-like. NCBI's taxonomy places the organism in Eukaryota, Viridiplantae, Streptophyta, Magnoliopsida, Poales, Poaceae. The record is from RefSeq and is a predicted model, not a curated record. Bases 70 to 1422 code for a protein of 450 amino acids. The transcript has a single exon.